Culicoides brevitarsis is the source of this 1082-nucleotide messenger RNA. RefSeq names its product V-type proton ATPase subunit D 1. Gene Ontology annotation, cellular component: proton-transporting V-type ATPase complex. The record is from RefSeq and is a predicted model, not a curated record. The transcript has 5 exons. Gene Ontology annotation, molecular function: proton-transporting ATPase activity, rotational mechanism. NCBI's taxonomy places the organism in Eukaryota, Metazoa, Arthropoda, Insecta, Diptera, Ceratopogonidae. The coding region runs from base 71 to 817 and encodes 248 amino acids.
AUUGAACAUUUUCGCUAACGCCUGUCAUGUGAUAGUUGGAAUCAAAAAAUAGGAAAAAUAAAGAAGAAAAAUGUCUGGAAAGGAUAAAAUCAACAUUUUCCCGUCUCGAGGAGCCCAAAUGACGAUGAAAGCUCGUCUCGCGGGAGCUCACAAGGGUCAUGGCUUACUCAAAAAGAAGGCUGACGCCCUUCAGAUGAGAUUUAGGUUAAUUUUAGGAAAAAUUAUCGAGGCGAAAAGUUUAAUGGGCGAAACAAUGAAGGAAGCUGCCUUCUCGUUGGCAGAAGCGAAAUUCGCAACAGGCGAUUUCAAUCAAGUCGUCUUGCAGAAUGUCACAAAAGCCCAAAUUAAAAUCCGUACGAAGAAGGAUAACGUCGCUGGCGUUACUUUGCCCGUUUUUGAGUCAUAUCAAGAUGGUUCGGAUACGUACGAGCUCGCUGGAUUGGCGCGUGGCGGUCAACAAUUGCAAAAAUUGAAGAAAAAUUAUCAGGCUGCCGUUAAAUUGUUGGUUGAAUUGGCUUCCUUGCAAACUUCGUUCGUUACGCUGGAUGAAGUCAUCAAAAUUACCAAUCGCAGAGUUAAUGCCAUUGAGCAUGUCAUUAUUCCUCGUCUCGAUCGUACCUUGGCUUACAUCAUUUCCGAGUUGGAUGAGUUGGAAAGAGAAGAAUUCUAUCGUUUGAAGAAGAUUCAAGACAAGAAACGCAUCGCAAAGAAAAAGGCUGAAGCGUUAAAAGCUGAAUUAAUCGCACAAGGAAUCGACGUACAUGCCGAGGCGAGUAAUAUGUUGGAUGAGGGAGACGAUACCGAUAUCCUAUUCUAAGUUAAUGUGCAGUCAAAUAUUCCAAGUAAACUCAUCGGAGUGGCGAGAAACAAUAAAUAAAAUAAAAUAUAGCUUCAAAAAAGUAUUAAAUGGACAAAAACUUGUUGUAAAAAUUCAUUUUCCUUUUGUGAAUUAGGUUUUUUCUUGUAAAAUUUCCUCCUUUUUUUGUUGAAUAUUAAUGUUUGUUAUCAUAAAAUAUAAUCAAUAUACUUAAAAUAUGAUAAAUAUGAUGAAUAAAAAAUAUAUUAUAGCAAAUAAAUGCAAU